AUUCAUCAGGACACCAACCGCCACACUCUUGCUGUUUCACGGUUACACCUAUGCAAAGAGGUGUUCGUCAAAGACCGGCGAAAGGUGGAACUGCACAAAACGCAUUUCGAAGCAGUGCAAGUCGUACGUGAGUUUAAAUUUGAAUAAAAUGAUCGUCAAUUUCGAAAAAGAUCAUAAUCAUGAACCACCACAAUACACUUGCGACCGUAAUGGGAUUUUUAUAAGAUUGAAUUAAAAUAGCCGUAAUUUCAAGACACCAUGCCGCUGAAAAGAAGGGUUUUCAUCUAUAAAAAGGGAGAUGUCACAAAAGCUAUAAAAGAAAUAAGCAAUGGUGGUAAAGUGAGAGAAACAUGUCGAAAGUAUAAUAUUCCCCGUGCAAGAGUUAUUAAUACAUUGAAACAUAAGUACUCAUGGGAUAGAAAAAUGGAACCGCCUACUAUAUUGACCACACAAGAAGAAUCCACGCUUAAAUCCUGGAUAAUAGCGAUGGCAAAUAAAUGGUUUCCAGUCAAUAGAGAAAUGAUCCUUGACACUGUUAAAGAUAUUAUAAUUGAACAGAAACUGCCAAAUCCAUUCAAAGAUAAUGUACCUAGUAAAAAAUGGUUUGCAAGUUUUUUGAAAAGACACCCAGAUGUAUUUGCACGCCUUGUGGAAUAUAGAAAUAUUUCGAAAAGUCCAGUAACAGUAAGUGCUUUGAGAAUGUGGUACAAAAAUUUGAAAGAUUAUCUAAUCACUGAAGGCGUCGCCGAUAUUUUAGAAGAUCCGGAAAGAAUCUUUGGUGCAGAUGAAUGCUCAUUUCAAACAGGCUCUACUGGCUUAGUGCACGGUCCUCAAGGGUUAAACUAUGAUGAGACAAGCAACAAAGAUAAAGAAUCCCUAACUGUUGUUGGAACUAUUGCAGCAUCUGGGAGUAUAUUGCCACCUUUAAUUGUAUAUCCAUCAAGACUACCACCUCAGGUCUUUAGACUAGUCAAUGGAGAGUGGUGCGUCCGUCAGUCCGAUAAAGGAAAUCUGACAUCAAAAUGUGUCUUUGAUUACAUAGCAGAUACCCUUGUUCCAAAACUGAAAGUUCAGUAUAUUCAAACGCACGUCGGCUCGAAGCUGCUCAUGGUGAAUAACUACUCGUACUGCCGAAAGCACACGUCGAAGACCCGAGAGAAGUGGCAGUGCACCAAAAGGAAGUCCAAGGAAUGCCAGGCUUACGUCAUGUUGGACCUGGUCAAUUCGGGCAUGACGCUAAAUGGGCAGCACAACCACGAACCAACCCAGUACCACCGCAACAGUCAAGGGUUGUACAUUAAGAUUGGUUGAAUCUUGGAUGUCAUGGAUGAAUCCAACAGGAAGAACAGAAAGUACUCUGAGUUCGUUCUCAAAACUGCCGUUGAAAAUGUUUUGAAUUCAACAAUGACAGUCUACAGAGCUUCUAAGUUGUAUAAGAUUCCAUGGUCGACGUUGAAAGACCAUGUCACGAAGUACAAAACUCUACGAGAGAGCAAUCCAGAUGUACAGAUCGUAAUCCCCAAGAUGGGAAGGCCGUUUGCGUUACCUAUUGAAAUAGAACAGAAGUUACUGGCCUACAUUAAUGAGAUGCAAGAACUUGGUUUUGAUCUUUCAGUAACCAAAGUAAAGGAAAUUGCGUUGUCUUUAGCAAAAGCUGCGAAUAUUAGUUGCACAUUCAAUGACAAAAAGGGUUCUGCAGGUCGGAAAUGGUGGGCGAAGUUUAAAGAACGAUACGGGUUGUCUAUGCAAACAUCGGAAAAACUUUCAGAAGGUACGAUUUGCUCAAACCCGGUUGUUUUGGAAGAUUUUUACCAAAAAUUAGAAGAACAAUUAAUCGAACAUGACAUUCCACCUGAACGAAUAUGGAACUGCGAUGAAACUGGUCUCAUGUUUGUCAACAAACCCAACAAAAUUGUGACAAGUGUUGGGAAAAAAUAUGUUUAUAACAGAACAAACGCAGAAAAAGGUACGACAACAGCAUUAUUGGCAUGCAUAAAUGCGACAGGAUGUUAUGUUCCUCCAUUUAUUAUAUUUGAAGGUGAAAGAGUCAUGCCUCGACUGACAGAAGGAUUUAUGCCAAACACCCAAGUACGAUUUUCUCCAAAAGGGUGGAUUACGGGUGAACUAUUCCUAGAUUGGUUAACAUUAUUUGUUCGGUGUAUCCCUCCAGCAAGACCUGUUCUAUUGAUAAUGGACUCGAACGCCAGUCACGUUUUGCCACCUGUACUGGAGUACGCUCGAUCACAAAAUAUAAUAUUAUUUACAAUACCUUCGCACACCAGCGCAAUUCUCCAACCACUAGAUGUCGGUGUUCAUCAACCAUUGAAAGUAGCCUGGAGGACGACAAUCGAAGCUUACAAAAUGAAAAAUCCAUGCGACACCCCAACCCGCUAUGAUUUUCAUAAAUUUUUUACUCUUGCGUUUGAAAAAAGCUUCACCCCAUCAAACAUACGAGCUGGGUUCGAAAAAACGGGUAUCUGUCCAUUGAACAGGACAGCUGUGAAUCCACUGGCAUUUGCUCUAUCAAAGCUUACAGACGAACCGUUUCCGGAAUCUAUAGAAGAGGUCACAGUUCAUGAAGAUUUCAUUGAUUAAUUAAUUUAUAUGGAUAGUGAUGGGCUUGGCCAAAAUAAACAAGUUUGAGUUGGUAAAAAUGCUGAUUUAUUUAGCAUAAUAAAACAACAGGCUACAAAGCGCCGAACGACCAUCAAAACCAGGGAGAAAGAGGAAAUACAAAAUUUUCAUUGACAAAUAACAUUAGCUGUCAAGCUUUUGAAGUUCACAAAUCAAUUCGUGUUUACAUUUCACUCAGACAACAUUUCUAAUAUUUAUAGUGUGACCCUGCAUAAAGUAAAACCCCGGAAGGGGAUAAAACUACAUCAUAAAAUUAUCGACAAAAAACUUUGAUGUUUUAUUACAAAAAUAGUUACAAUUUUUUAUUGAUAUAAUCGAAUUCAUUAGAUUUGUCUCAGGUUUAUAGAAUAUGUAUUAUGAGUAAUCUCACCCUGUAUAAAUAAGUAGGUACUAAGGCUAAUAGGUAAAAAUCAUGUCGCUGCAGUAACGUUUUCAA
Molecule: messenger RNA, 3070 nt
Organism: Ostrinia nubilalis (European corn borer)
Lineage: Eukaryota; Metazoa; Arthropoda; Insecta; Lepidoptera; Crambidae
Exons: 4
Coding region: 1324-2595 (423 amino acids)
Cellular component (GO): nucleus
Molecular function (GO): DNA binding
Source: RefSeq, a predicted model, not a curated record